AUGAAAAGAGCUAGAGAUAUACGUGACCAGCUACUUGGACUUCUAAACAAGAUUGGAGUAGAACUUACUUCCAACCCGAAUGAUUUUGACGCAAUAAAGAAAGCCAUCUUGGCCGGAUUCUUCCCACAUUCUGCAAAGUUACAAAAGAAUGGAUCGUACAGAAGAGUGAAAGAACCUCAGACAGUUUAUGUACAUCCUAACUCGGGCUUAUUUGGGGCAUCACCUAGUAAGUGGUUGGUGUAUCAUGAACUAGUACUUACUACCAAGGAAUAUAUGAGGCAUACAACCGAGAUGAAACCCGAGUGGCUAAUUGAAAUAGCUCCUCAUUACUACAAGCUUAAAGACAUCGAAGACAGUCGGCCAAAGAAAUCACAGAGAAGCAGCGAAAGAGCCUCGACGUCGAAGGUUGAUACUAACAAGAAAACCCGGACAUGGAAGGUUGAUACUAGCAAGAAAACCCGGACAUCGAAGGUUGAUACUAGCAAGAAAACCCGGACAUCGAAGGUUGAUACUAGCAAGAAAGCAAAGAGGUAA
This is a messenger RNA of Camelina sativa (false flax), 534 nucleotides long. The record is from RefSeq and is a predicted model, not a curated record. Lineage: Eukaryota; Viridiplantae; Streptophyta; Magnoliopsida; Brassicales; Brassicaceae.